Molecule: messenger RNA, 694 nt
Organism: Stylophora pistillata
Lineage: Eukaryota; Metazoa; Cnidaria; Anthozoa; Scleractinia; Pocilloporidae
Source: RefSeq, a predicted model, not a curated record
CAAUAAAAUAAAUGUCGUGAAACAGCAAGAAACCUCUUCAAGAUUUUACCAUCAACCGGCAUGAAAAAAUGGCGACCGAUUAGGAUGCUAUGCUAGUAAUGUUCUACUCAACAGAGCAGCGUAAACUAUUGAUUGUUCUGGUGGCGCAUUGUGUUUUUAGACUAAACUCUCUGCCAUUACCUGAUGGAGCGAGAAAACUGGAGGACUCUGACUCUGUGAGUUGUGUAAGCGUCACCUUUAUCAACACCUGCAAAAGGCCAAUAAAGAUCUGGAAAACAAUGUCGCCGACAACAUUCAAGGGCUUCAUUAUCUCAGGAAACAUUUAUCGAAUGAAGACGAUGGUGCUUGACCAACGGAAACCGGUUGUAUUUCACGCAGAGGAUCUGGGUUCUAACCACUCAAAUCAACUUUUACUGGAAGGACAGGAGUCGCUUUCAAUUCUGCCAUUUGAUUGCGACGACAAAUUUGUUAAUGUUACAGUUAGCUGUCGGCCUAGCUAAACAGAGUAGAUUGAUCACACCUAUCAUCUUAAGUUUCACCUUCAUGUGGACGUCUCGGAAAGCAUAUGUCAGUUCGAGAUACUAUCUGUGAGGAACUUUGCCCUUCGACACCUGAGGGUGACUAUCGCUAGCAUCUAAUUUCUCCUUACAAUAUCACCCCUGAAUCACAGAUUAAGGUUACGAGAAUAAAGGAA